This is a messenger RNA of Gossypium raimondii (Peruvian cotton), 803 nucleotides long. Its product is annotated as auxin-induced protein 15A. The transcript has a single exon. NCBI's taxonomy places the organism in Eukaryota, Viridiplantae, Streptophyta, Magnoliopsida, Malvales, Malvaceae. The record is from RefSeq and is a predicted model, not a curated record. Gene Ontology annotation, biological process: response to auxin. Bases 160 to 591 code for a protein of 143 amino acids.
UAGUUGCAGCCUGUAGGACACACUUCAGGUGUUCUUCACAAGCGUUUGUCUUACAAGUUACUCAUUGAAGUUAACACAUGACUGAUCAGACCAUGUGAUUUACCAAUGAAUUCUUGAUAAUCCUUUGGAAGACAACACCAUGUGAUUCACCAUGACCCUAUGUCCUUCUCAUUACUGAUCAGACCCCAGCAAUAUGUCCCUUCACCACUCAUUCCCUUUGGCCCCCUUACAUCUAUAUAUACAAGUAUGAUUAUGUUCAUAUGCAACACAUAUCUUCACAUCCUCAAAGUACUACAGUUCUCUGAGAUCUUCUUCUACCCUUUUGAAGCAUACCUCUAUUGGAAAACAACCAUGGCUAUCCGCUUGCCUCAUAUCGUUGGUUCUAAGAAAGUUCCCAAGGGCUACUUUGCAGUUUAUGUUGGAGAAAACCAGAAGAGGUUCGUGAUACCAGUGUCGUUCUUGAGCCAGCCUUUAUUCCAAGAUUUGCUUGGCAUGUCACAAGAGGAGUUUGGAUAUAGCCAUCCUACAGGCGGUCUCGCGAUUCCCUGCAACGAAGACAUUUUUCUCGAUGUUACCUCUCGUUUGAAUUGAUUGUGAGAGAGUCAACCCAAAUCAGCCUAUACAAUUUUGUAAGCAAAAAUCACUAACACCAUGUAAGCAUUUUUUCCUCCAUCCUUUUUGCCUUGGGGAGCAGAUACAAGUCUCCCUAAGUGAAAAAUUAGAGAUGGUGAUUACUGUAACUUCUAUCAAUCAGUAUGGAAAAUGACAAUUCAAAAGGCAUCAAUAAAAUGGAACUUUAUUUA